Molecule: messenger RNA, 2713 nt
Organism: Nicotiana tabacum (common tobacco)
Lineage: Eukaryota; Viridiplantae; Streptophyta; Magnoliopsida; Solanales; Solanaceae
Source: RefSeq, a predicted model, not a curated record
CAGUGAAGAACCUGGUUCAUCAAGAUAACACGUGUGGGUUUAGCUUCGGUGUCCUAGCAUUGGAGGUAAUAGCUGGGCAGAUGAAUGCGAGUUUUCAUCAACUAAGCAUUCUACAACCUUAUAGGACAUGGAUGGCAAGACAUUAGUUUCGUCCAACCAAAGAUUUGAAAUGGGAUUUUUUGGUUCUACUACACCAUCUCGACACACAAGGUACCUGGGAUUGUGGUACAAGAGUAUAGAGUCUGGUAUAAUAUGGGUUGGCAAUAGAUUGAAUCCACUUGGACAUGGUGCAAGGCUUGUAUUCAAUGCACAAGGAUUCAUUUUUCUCCAAGAUGAUACAGGAAAGAAGGUACGGAUUUAUACGCCAAAACAGAUUGUUCUCUGGCCAGUUUUGCAGCUCCUAGAUUCAGGAAUGAAGCUUGGUUGGGACCCGAAAACUGGUCUUAACCCAGCCAUGAAUUCCUGGAGGACAAGUGAUGAUCCAGCUCCUGGUGAGUAUUUCUUCAGGUUAGAGUCAGGUGAGUCAGGUCAGUCACUCCAACUAGUUCUUGAGAAAAAACAGCAAAGAGCUUCAAGGUGGGGUCCUUGGGAUGGACAAAUAUUCAGUGGCGGUGAUGCCCUCAUGGACGACCUGGUACUCAGACCAGUAUUUAACUCCAAAACUGGUGCAUUUUAUGUUACAUUUGAAGCCAAGAACGACAGCAGAUUGAAACUGUCACUGAAUCCAGAGGGCAAGAUACAGUUCCUGAAAUGGACAAAUGCCACUGGCUGGAUUCAAGUGAAGGUCCUGAAUAAGGACAUAUGUGACAAUUAUAGGACUUGUGGGCCUUAUGGAGUUUGUUUCGUUGAGAAUCCAUCCUGCCGGUGUCCUGAUGGUUUCACGGCUACAUCACCAGAUGACUGGGACAAGAUGGAUUAUACCAACGGAUGUAGGAGAAUGACUCCUCUUAAUUAUACUGAUAAAGAUGUGUUUGUGAAGAAUACUGGACUGAAGUUGCCUGAUAAUGCAACUUACUGGGGAAUGUUGUCCCCCAAGGAGUGUGGAGAGAAAUGCUUGAAUGAAAGAUCGUGCAUGGCUUAUACUAACAUCAAUAUCAACAGAAAUGGCAGCAAAUGUUUCGUUUGGUUGGGAGAUUUACUUGAUAUGAGACGUUCGGAAAAAGCUGGGAAUGACAUCUAUAUACGGAUGACACACGGAAGACUAGAAGCAGCUGUUGCCCAUGGGAAAAGGAAAAGGAAAAUGAAAACGAAAUGGAUAAUAUGUGUUUCUUUAACCUCAAUGCUGGCACUUCUUAUCUUGUCUCUACAUUAUCAGGUCCGGCGUCAUGCAACAAAGACAGAUGUGCUAGAUGAACCACAAAUUAAUCAGCCUGGAAACUCUGUAGAAGCUUUGCUGCAGGGCGCAGAUGUCAUUGCAUAUGAUUACAGUGCUCUAUCUGCAGCCACUAACAAUUUCUCGCUGUCUAAUAAGAUAGGGAAUGGUGGAUUUGGCAAUGUUUAUAAGGGUGUAUUAGAUACUGGAGAAGAAAUAGCAGUGAAGAAGCAGGAAGUGACUUCACGUCAAGAACGAGGAGAUAAGGAGUUUGAGAAUGAAGUCAAAUUAAUAGCAAAGCUUCAGCAUCGUAACCUAACCAAGUUAUUGGGAUACUGCAUUCAUGGAAACGAAAAGUUCCUGGUCUAUGAGUUCAUGGCCAAUAAUAGCCUCGACAAGGUCAUAUUUGAUUCUGCAAGAAGGGGUACAGUAACAUGGCCAAUGCGCUUUAACAUUAUUAAAGGAAUUGCAAAAGGAUUAGUUUACUUGCAUCAUGAUUCGAGGUUGACAAUAAUCCACCGAGACUUAAAAGCUAGCAAUGUCUUGCUAGACAGAGAGAUGACACCCAAAAUAUCUGACUUUGGGUUGUCAAGGGCUUUUGAAGAUGAUGUUGAAGAAAAGACUCAGUAUGUAGUUGGAACACGUGGUUAUAUGCCACCUGAAUACUUAGAAGAUGGACAUUAUUCAACAAAAUCAGAUGUGUUUAGCUUUGGAAUUUUGGCAUUGGAGAUUGUCAGUGGCCAAAAGAAUUGGGGUUAUCACCACCCAGGCUAUGAUAUUGGUCUAGUAGGCUAUGCUUGGAAAAUUUGGAAUGAAGGGAAGGCCAUAGAACUAUUGGAUCCAAUGAUAGAACAAUCAGGCAAUAGGAAUGAAGUUUUACAAUGCAUCCUUGUUGGGCUCUUGUGUUGUCAACGACGUGUCCAAGACAGACCUUCAAUGGUUCAGGUGUUUUCCAUACUAGAACAGAAUGAAACUUCAAGGUUAAAUUGUGUGCCAGUGGAACCUUACAUCCCUAGAGAGUGGAGUAACAGUUUCAGGAGUCGCGACAGUGUGAAUGGGGUAACUAUUACUGAACUCACUGGAAGAUCAUGAUGACCUAAUUUCAAGAAACAAAUGCACAGAGAACAAACUCAGUUAAUGUAAGUAGGUCUCAAGUCUUUUUUCUUAUUCCGCUUACUAGUAUAACUUGAAACUAUGAAAAUGGCAUUCCUGCUGGCAAACAACCCAAGAAGCUUAAUUUUUGGAGCUUGCAAGUGGGAAUUCUAGGGAAAUUACUGUUGCUAAGAAAAGGAUCAUUUAUCACCCUUUAUAUGACCUUUUCUAACUUAGAAUUUAUGUAUCUUGUUGAGUUUUGAGUGACUUCAUGCAAUGCAAGACAUUAUAGUUAUUCUAUAUAUUUCG